This is a messenger RNA of Ustilaginoidea virens, 2712 nucleotides long. RefSeq lists its product as uncharacterized. NCBI's taxonomy places the organism in Eukaryota, Fungi, Ascomycota, Sordariomycetes, Hypocreales, Clavicipitaceae. The record is from RefSeq and is a predicted model, not a curated record. The coding region runs from base 1 to 2712 and encodes 903 amino acids. Gene Ontology annotation, cellular component: nucleus. The transcript is spliced from 4 exons.
AUGGCGCUGUCGUCCAGGCCCUCAUCACCCACCUCCACCGCCGCCACUAUAAACACCACCGCAGACACCACCACAGACACCACCACAGACACCACCACAGGCACCACCACAAUCAGUGCCGCCACCAACACCAUCACCAUCCCUGCCCCCCCUGCUACCCCCGUCGCGCCUCAGUGUGCCCCCCCGUGCUCUCUGCUGCCGGCAGCGUUGGCGUCCAGACCUGGAACCAGCACAGGUCAGCUUAGCAGCUGCGGCCUGGCCAGCGCCUGGGCCAGCAGCUCCUCCGGACCGGAAGCGACACCCAAGCUGAAGCCGCCCAACUGCUGCGCCAAAGCAGGCACAGGCACCACCACUGCUGCCAACAGCGACGCAAGCACCACCCCCUCCACCAGCAGCACCUCCACCAGCAGCACCCAGUCCACCUGCAGCACCCAGUCCACCUGCAGCACCUUCACCUGCACCCGGUCCACCCGUGCCGCCAGUGCCAGUGCCAGCGCCAGCGCCCCCGGUGCUGCCUGCUGCGAGCCUGCGCCUGCCCGCCAUCCUGCCCGCCAGCCUGCCCAGGCCCGUGGCCCCGCCCCCCCCGACGCUGGCUCUCCCUCCUGGGCCUCGACCUCGACGUCCCUCUGCUCGUCAGCGUCGCGCACCCAGUCGCCGUCGUCGCCGCCUCAGCCAGCAACCCCACCCGACCUUCUCUUCGCACGACCGUCCAAGUCCACGUCGGCAACCUCACCCGUGACGGCCAUCUCGUCCCCGUUCGCCUCCUUCGCCUCCUCCGCCUCCUCCGCCCCCUUCGCCUCCUUCGGCUACAACCCGUCGACGCGCGACCAGCUGUCCUCGCUGGCCUUUACCCAGAGCGACCUGGCCGUCUCCCACCUCGACCUCGACCUCGACCUCGACCUCGACCUCGACCUCGACCUCGACCUCGACCUCGACCUCGACCUCGACCUCGACAUCGACGUCGACGUCGCAGCAGCCGCCGCCGGCCACGACGGCGACCGAGACGACGCUUCCGCCACCAUGACCUCUAGCACCCUCGACGCCGCCGCCGCCAUGGGUCGCAGCCGGCAAGACUCCUUUGUGAGCGCCGGGCCCAAGCCCAUCUCCGUCAACAACCAGAACCGCGAAUCCGCCAACCGAAAUCGCAGAGAAUCGCUGGCCGGCAGCCUCAUGGGCGGCAUGAGCUGGGGCGGCAUGUCGUUUGGCAGUUUUGUUCGUGACGAUAUCAUGAUGCAAGGCACCUCGCCGAACCCCUUUGGCGGCGUGGCCGCCCAGUCUUCAUCAUCCUUCCACUCCUCGUCCUACCUGCCCAAGCUGGAGGCCAACUUCAUGAGAGACUUCACCUGCUGCGGCAAGAUCCUGCCCAACCUUCACGACCUGCUGCAGCACUACGAAGAAGCCCACACCCAGUCAAGCCCCAGCAACCCCCGCAACAAUGCCUUUGCCCAGUUUGGCAUGCAAGGCUCGUCAACCAUGUCGAGCUCGCGCACGACGCCCACGGGGGGGUCCGGCCAAGGUGGCGCCGCGCAGUCUCCGGACCCGGCCGGCCAGCAGGUUUCCGUCGGCAACGGCCUUGCCCUGGGGGGCAUGAAGACGGGCGUCAGCAACGGCGUCGGCCAGAUGAAUCCCGCACUAGCCACAAACCUCCACGACGACAUGGACGCCGUUGCCGACAUGGAGAUGGAUGACGACGCCGUCGGCACCAUGGACUUUGACGACAACAACAAGAUGCACCAGACCCGGCAACUGUUCGGCCAGCAACAGAGACCCCGGCUCAACAUGAACACGUCGGGAAUCACGCAGGGCCUACGGACCUCGCAGCCACCCACCCCUGCCGCCGCGAGCUUCGGCCUCCAAAACAACCCCACCGUCUCCUCCGUCAACACGCCCACCCUCUCGACCGCGCAGCAGCUGCCCCAACAGGCCCAACAACAACAACAACAACAACAACAACAACAACAUCAACAACAACAGCAACAGCAACAGCAGCAGCAACAGCAACAGCAACAGCAACAGCAACAACAACAGCAACAGCAACAACAACAACAUCAGCAGCAGCAGCAGCAGCAGCAGCAGCGGAACGGAGGCUUGGACGACAUGGACGACGACAUCCCCGGAAUGCCCAUGGGGGGUGGAAACUCGGCCGACCUCGGUGACGACAGCUUCGCCGGCGGCAACGACACCAACUUUUGCAUAAACGACCCCGGAAAGCAUCUCUUCAGCCCCGGCGGCGCGUUCCAGCAAGGGAACCGAUCCAUCCAGGCCCAGCUGGCCCAGCUCGGCCUCACCCAAGGCCAGUUCGCCGAUCCCGAGACGAACAAGGUGCUGCUGCAACGGCUGCAGAGCAUGAUGAUGCCUGACGAGCACAAGCCCUUCAAAUGCCCCGUCAUUGGCUGCGAGAAGGCGUACAAGAACCAGAACGGCCUCAAAUACCACAAGGCACAUGGUCACCAGACGCAGCAGCUGCACGAAAACGGCGACGGAACCUUUUCCAUCGUCAACCCCGAAACUAGCGCUCCCUACCCCGGAACGCUGGGCAUGGAGAAGGAAAAGCCUUUCAACUGCGAGACUUGCGGGAAACGUUACAAGAAUCUGAACGGGCUGAAAUACCACAAAUCCCACUCGCUACCGUGCAAUCCCGAGUUCAAGCUGCAAGCCCUAGCCGCGGGCUUGAACCUGCCGGGCAUUGGGGAAGACCAAAUGAUGCAAUGA